Messenger RNA from Didymodactylos carnosus, 1800 nucleotides. The record is from the annotation of a GenBank genome assembly. NCBI's taxonomy places the organism in Eukaryota, Metazoa, Rotifera, Eurotatoria, Philodinida, Philodinidae.
AUGACACCAGGACAUAAGCCAACACCGACGGCUUGUGCAAACAAUUAUAUUGUCGAACCUACAUCUUCAUCAUAUGAAGCUGGUGAUUCAAUUCUAGUUACAGUACGAGGUUUAACUAUCAAUGAUAAAUUCCAAGGAGUUCUUAUGAUGGCAUUUGACGUUGACUCUAAAUUGAUCGGAACAUGGAGUCCUAUUAACGAUACCGUGAAAACAGGUGUUUGUGGAAAUGGGAAGGAAAGUAUAACGCAUACAAAUAAGAGUGAUAAAGACAGUAUCAGUGCUAUGUGGCAUUCACCAAAUAUAACAGCUGGUGUAGUUCUGAUCAAAGCAACAGUCGCAGAAACAUAUGAAAUAUUUUAUGUUGGAUGUUUCAAUGCCACCAUUAGUCCAAAAACGAUCAAUAAUGAAACCACAGGGACUGGUUCGACAGCAUCUCGUACUAGUCCCAAUACUCCAGUAACAACCGUCUCACCAUCGAGUGAUGUUGGUAUCAGUUUGACAUGGAAUUAUUUAAAUGGUAUGACAAACGUUCGUAUGGUAGUUAAUAAUUUAAAAAUUCGACAAUGGGUUGCUUUUGGCUUGUCAACAGACACUCAAAUGGUAAAUACAAUACAUUACUCUAGUUCUAUUUCGCUACCUAGUGUUGUUCUUUCUAAGGGUGACGAUCAUGUCUUUACAUGCCAACACUUAGCAGAUAAUAGCGCUGUAGUGCAAAGAUUAACUAAUCCUGGUGGACAUAUGAGGCCGAUCGCUGCUACCCCAGGAAGUGGUGGUACAUUUACACCAAAAGUAUCGAAAGUGGAGGAUGGUUCGGUAGUGUGCGAGUUUACAUUAUCGAAUUUUGAUGUAGUAAAAACACGCUCGAUUAGACAAACGAAAAUAUCAUCCUUAUCACAAACGGAGCAAUAUCGUCUGCUUAUUGCAAUUGGUUUACUCGAUAGUUCAAAUAUACUGCAAAGACACAGUGUUAGACGAGCAGAAGAUAAACAAGUUGCACUUAAUCGCCAAGAGCAAAUUAUUUAUAAUGUAAAUACACAAUCUGAUGAUGGUUUUAGAGAAAAAUUAAUGAAAGCUCAUGGAUGUAUAAUGAUUUUUACAUGGAUAUUAAUUGUUUCAACGGGAUUUUUAAUUGCACGAUAUUUUAAAAAGACUUGGAUGAAUCGAAAACUAUGUGGAGAAGCGGUGUGGUUUAGCAUACAUCGAGCGUUAAUGUCUGGUGCUUCCCUAUUAACAAUUGUAGCAUUUAUAUUUAUAUUAGUCCAUCAACAAGGGUCAUGGACGAAAAAAACUGCAACAACAGAAUAUGCACAUUCAAUAAUUGGUAUACUCGUUGUCAGUUUUGCAAUUAUUCAACCAUUUAUGGCCCUAUUUCGUUGUCAUCACGACGAUCGUUAUCGUUUUAUAUAUAAUUAUUUACACGCAUUCGUUGGAAUUAGUGCGUUCUUCUUAUCAAUAUCAGCAAUAUUUCUAGCCGUAUUCUUUUCAAGAUUCAAUCUCAAAGCAAAUGGCUCAUGGGGAAUAAUGAUUGUUUGGACUUGCUGGGUUACAUUUAUAUUGGUCGCAUUUGAAUGCAUUGAAUAUUACUUUAAGAAGAAUGGUGGCGAUAAACGAAGUAAAAAACAUGAGACAUUCCAGUUGGAUGGUACUACGCAUGCAGAUAAAACAGCGACAACAUCAGGAAGAAUCAACGUAGAUUCAAAUCCAUCAAAAAACAAACUAAAAGUUUUGCUUCUGAUUUUACAUGUAGUAAUAGCUUUUGCGCUAUCAUUAGCGCUUGUUAUUAUCAUUAGUGCACAGUAA